Molecule: messenger RNA, 870 nt
Organism: Terrapene triunguis (Three-toed box turtle)
Lineage: Eukaryota; Metazoa; Chordata; Testudines; Emydidae
Gene: FGF19
Product: fibroblast growth factor 19
Exons: 3
Coding region: 123-794 (223 amino acids)
Biological process (GO): cell differentiation; positive regulation of gene expression; positive regulation of cell population proliferation
Cellular component (GO): cytoplasm; extracellular region
Molecular function (GO): fibroblast growth factor receptor binding; growth factor activity
Source: RefSeq, a predicted model, not a curated record
CCCCGAAGCAUUUAGCUCAAAAAGCACCAAGCCACUGCCUUUUCUUUAGUGGCACUUGCGCCUCUGUAUGCGUGUGGGGUGUGUGCGUGGAGUCCUCUUGCAAUUGAAAUAACCUGGAAAAGAUGUGGAGUAGCCUGUGCAAACCUUGCACGUCCCUGGCUCUGCUUGGACUCUGUUUUGCAAUGGUCGUCAGAUCUCUGCCUUUCUCUGAUGCAGGGCCACAUGUGAACUAUGGCUGGGGGGAACCUAUUAGAUUAAGGCACCUAUACACAGCCAGCAAACAUGGUCUGUUCAGUUACUUCCUGAGGAUCAACAGUGAUGGCAAAGUGGAUGGCACCAGCAUUCAGAGUCCCCACAGUCUGCUGGAAAUCAGGGCUGUGGCAGUUCGCACGGUGGCGAUCAAGGGCGUCCACAGUUCCCGGUACCUCUGCAUGGAAGAAGACGGGAAGCUGCAUGGACUUCUCAGGUAUUCUACAGAAGAUUGCUCCUUUGAAGAGGAGAUACGCCCAGACGGCUACAAUGUAUAUAAAUCAAAGAAAUAUGGAGUCUCUGUGUCUUUAAGUAGUGCCAAACAAAGACAACAAUUCAAAGGGAAAGACUUUCUUCCAUUGUCUCACUUCUUACCUAUGAUCAACACCGUGCCUGUAGAGUCAAUGGAUUUUGUGGAAUAUGGUGAUUAUAGUCAUACUUUUGAAUCAGAUCUAUUCUCUUCACCUCUUGAAACUGACAGCAUGGACCCCUUUGGAAUCACCUCUAAAAUAUCUCCAGUGAAGAGCCCCAGCUUUCAGAAAUAACUAAUGCUCCUGACUUUAAAUAUGGUUUUAAAGAAACAUUACCAGAACCAGGAUAUUAUUUAGCUUUUCCAGUAGU